AAAUUUGUAAUUACGUCCAUAUUUAAUUCAUUGGCAGGUUGGUGGGCAACAUACCCUAAAUUGUAAAUUCCCAGUUGUUUGACAUUCUAAUUCGGUCGCUCCAAGCGUAUCUCCAUUCUCGAUGGGGAAACGUAAAAGGAGAUCUGUAACUUUUAAUGGAGAAGAUAGAAUCAGUAACUUGCCAGAGCACUUAAUUGACUCGAUCUUAGAGCGGAUCCCAUUUGAAGAUGCCAUAAAAACAAGCAUUAUAUCAAAAAAGUGGAGGUACAAAUGGACCUCAAUGAAGGUGUUGACUUUUGAUAAAGACUUCAAUGAGAAAAUUGCAAAAAAUGGAGCUAUUGAUUACAAUGAAUAUAUAAACACCAUAAACCAAGUGUUACUUCUUCACAAGGGUCCUAUCUCAAAAUUUGUUAUCCAUAUACCACCUAUGUUUCUUGAUAGCUUCGAAGAAAUUGAUGAAUGGAUGAUGUUGUUAUCAAGAAACAAUGUGACAAAACUCGUUCUUACUAAUUCAAAUCAACGAUAUGAGCUUCCUUCUCAUGUAUUUUCAUGUUUAGGAUUAACAGAGUUGAUAUUGGAGAAUUGUUUCUUCAAUCCACCACUUCAGUUUGAAGGGUUUCUUAAUCUUGUAGAACUUUUCCUUCAGCAUAUUGAUUUUGGGAAGAAUUUAAGUGGAAAUCAGAUGAACUUACCACAACUUAAGAAUCUGAAUUUUCUUGAGUGUACGAAUGUUCACAAUUUCAACAUCAAGGCUACAAAGAUGAAGAGUUUAAUUCUAGUCACGUGUCCUGAUGCUAAUUUGCUACAAUUGUUGGAAAAUCCUUCUAUUGUUGUGUUUGGUGUAUCUUUUCGGAUUUUUGAAGAUUUUGAUAGAGUUGAGAUGAUAAAUUCCCUCAGCUUUUUUAGUAGCUUAACAAGAAUUGAAGACUUCUUAAUCGAGGGUAAUUUUCUUAAGGUAUGAUACGAAAGUAAACUUUAAAUGCUUUCCAUUUACUCUUCCUUAAUUACUUAUAUAUAGUAUACGCAAAUACGCGAUUGAGUAUUGAUAAGGUUAAUUCAAACUAUAUGGUUUUUUUAGUGAAUUGCUUUUUUGGUCCCUGUAGUAUUCAGAUAGAUAAAAUGACAAAUGGUCGCUGUAACGUUUUUUACAAAAAUGGCCUUGUGUUUGAAAUACAAAAUGACAGAAAUGCUCCCUGUGUGAGAUUUUUUUACAGAAAUGGUCCUUCUGUAAGAAAAUUAUAGAAACGAUCCCCGUCUAAGACAAAAUUACAGAGACGGUCCCUCUGUAGGAAUAGAAGAAAUUGCAGAAAUGAACCCAGCGUAA
Messenger RNA from Lactuca sativa (garden lettuce), 1324 nucleotides. Its product is annotated as F-box/FBD/LRR-repeat protein At1g13570. Gene Ontology annotation, molecular function: protein binding. NCBI's taxonomy places the organism in Eukaryota, Viridiplantae, Streptophyta, Magnoliopsida, Asterales, Asteraceae. The record is from RefSeq and is a predicted model, not a curated record.